This is a messenger RNA of Trematosphaeria pertusa, 1820 nucleotides long. RefSeq lists its product as uncharacterized. Bases 211 to 1722 code for a protein of 503 amino acids. The record is from RefSeq and is a predicted model, not a curated record. The transcript is spliced from 2 exons. Lineage: Eukaryota; Fungi; Ascomycota; Dothideomycetes; Pleosporales; Trematosphaeriaceae.
ACACCAAUAUCAGCUUCCGACCCUCAAGAGAAAGCUGAGGUCGUCUCCAUACUUUCAAUCCCCGCGACGACGCACGCAAUCCCCGCGGAUACGCCCACCUCGCUACUUUCAGCCUUCCGUAGGCUUAUAACCGCAACCACCCCUCCGGUGGAAUCCCUCGGUCUCAGCGCGACACUGUUGACACAAAGUUUACUCAGCCAAGCAAGCAUCAUGGGCCCCUCCGAGAUACCGGGCAAGGUCGAUGACCAUGACCACCUAUUUCAAGUGGCGGCGAACAUGGGGAAACGGUUCGACUUCUCCCUGAACGUACCGGCGAUGACGUUGGAUAUGAUUUGGUGCUCCAUUCUUACCGAAGUCUCCAUCUGCGUGGGAGACAACGAGGAGGCGCUCCGGGAAUAUGAUAAGCUGGCCAGGGAAGCCGUGGGUCUUAUACCGGUUGACCCCACCUUGGAUGGAGACAAGUGGGUAUACAAACACCUGCUGCUCCUCACUGAGGCCAUGAUUGAAUGGACAGCUCGCGGGUUCAGCGGGCGCGAAAUGUUUGGCGAAUCCAAGCGUUUCGAGAUGGAGCUAGUCCAGCACAUGGAGGCCUACCUGAAGGGAAAGGGCCUAUUCGUCAAUGGGCUCAAGGCUACACCACAGCCCAGCGAUUCACUCAAGGACUUGAUCCUGCAUGCUCGAGUCAUGAGGAAGGCCCUGGAGCUGAAGGACGGCAACCUUGGAGCUCACAUCAUCGUCCUCUCGCGCCCGGAUGAUUACGUACCCGUUUGUUCUACCGAGCUUGGAGCCUUUGCGAAGCCUGAGUACGGGCCGACGCUUGCCGACACGACAGUGAAUACCGCCAAUGAGCCAGGCGGCGGGAAGUUCCUCCACAAGUUGGUGGGCGCCGUCCUUGACAAAGUGGCCAUGGCGAACAACCAAGCAAAGUAUGAUGAACCUGGGGCCUGGAUCCCAGAAGACGGAGUCGCUUUCCAAGGCGGGCUACGGGAUCCGACCGAUAUCUCGCCCACCAUCAAGAAGCACGUCGUCAUUUUAGGGGAGCCAAAGGCCGAGAUCCGCCAGCGUAAAGAUGCACCGGAUCUGUAUGGACAGUAUCAAGCCGCCAUGAAGCUCCAUCCGUUGGAAUGGGCCGACCCCAAAACAUUCACGUUCAACGAACGAAUGUUGCGGAAGGAAGACUUUGGAUCGUCAGACGAACCUGCCAAGAACAAAUACGUCACGUUUGGCAAUGUUGUAUCUGCGGCGGGACGCUCCCUGCUCCAUAAUCCCCGCAAUGCCGCUAUGCUCGGGGGUAUUGCAGUCCUGGCGUCCCUUCCAGGUGCCGCUGCCCAAGCGCACAUCUCAGACGCCGGAAUCCCGGCCGCCAACGCUUUCGCGGGUGGUUUCGGUCUGGCCAUUGCCGGUUUCCGCGACGGCCGCGCAAUUGGAAAUGCCCUGUAUUACUCUGUUUACGGCGGCUGGGGCCUUACAUGCGCUCUGGCUAUCGGAUUUAGCGCGUCGAGUGUCAUCCCUGGGAAGAGGUCCCGCUACCUUGGUCUCCUGGCGGCGAUUGAGGGUUUGGUUCUCGCCGUCAUCGCGGCUUCCUCCGCCGAUGAUAUGGACCACAUGCUCGAGCGUCUCAAGACGUGGACCCCGCUGACUACUCUGCUAUGUGCCGGCGCGCUGUUGAUGGGCUUUGACCGCAUCCAGGCCAACGGAGACCAUCGCGCUCAUGAGUGUUGAUGGGCUAUGAUCGAGACGGCAAUAGGAAGGAUUGACAAAGAGGAUAAAGACUUCGCAUUUGAUAUAAAGGACGCAUGGGAAAAUAGACGAUUCCGAGC